This is a messenger RNA of Canariomyces notabilis, 1400 nucleotides long. RefSeq lists its product as uncharacterized. Lineage: Eukaryota; Fungi; Ascomycota; Sordariomycetes; Sordariales; Chaetomiaceae. The transcript has 2 exons. The record is from RefSeq and is a predicted model, not a curated record. The coding region runs from base 156 to 1400 and encodes 414 amino acids.
CAUACUGGUAUUGUCGCACCAAACCAUUGCAGCCUUCCUGUCUGAAUGUGUCCUCCCUUCCCCAGGUCACCCCGCCUCUUCCAUGACCUACAACACCAACCUCGUCGACUGUUCAAGUCUUUCGUCCCGCCAACCGCGGCGCCAAGAACCCCAGGAUGGGAUCGGGUGAAUCCACUAUCAUCACGACAACCUUGACUGUGUCCAGCAAUGGCCGGGUCGAGGGCUGGAACGACCAGCCUAACAGUCGGGGAACCAUGGACAUUAUAUGGAUCUGCCUCACCACAACUUUCUUCUGCACUUAUGUGGUCCUCUCGGUCAACUGUCCCGCGAGGGGUGAACCGUGGUGGAAAGGAGAGGCUCGGAAGCUGCUAUGGGUCGCAAUCGGCAUUUCCGGCCCAGAAUUCAUCCUCACCGCAGCUGCUGGGCAGCUAGCCCUCGCUCGAGAUUCCGUCAAAACGUUUCGCAGUGCCGGUUACCAAGGCUGGACAUAUCGACGCGCAUUUUUUGCCAACAUGGGAGGCUUCGAGCUCAUUCCGCCCGAUUUCCCCCCUUUUCGAAUCAACUCAAAACACAUUCACUGGCUUGUUAGCCGAGACUAUAUCGAUUUCCCCGAGGUAUCCGACGAGGAGUUGUGGGACAAAUCGAAGCAAGACACGCUUACCAAGGCCAUCACAUGUUUACAAGCUGGAUAUUUAGUCCUUCAGUGUAUUGGCCGUGCCAUUCAGGGGCUUGAUGUCACAACUCUCGAACUCUCCACUGUGGCCAUCGUCGUUUCGGGUCCAAUCGCAGCUCAUCCAUACCGUCAAACCCCACUGGACUUUGUCGAUGAUUUCACGCCAAGCUGGGCUCUCAACAUCCAUCGCUUUAUGCAGCUGCCCGUCGGCCGCAACAGCUCCAUGCGCCCCAUCACCCGAAUCGGUGACAGCAGACUCCCUGCCAUGACUUGGAAGGAGAGCAGUUGUCUCUGCCUCGCUACCUUUGCCUACGCUUCUGUUCAUAUGCUGGGGUGGAACUUUUCGUUUCCCACGCCUCUCGAGCAAUUUCUCUGGCGCAUAUCCAGUUCUAUUCUUGUCGGCACGACCGUUGCCUUCUGGAUCAUCGAGAGCUCUGCUAAGAUGUAUCGACGGCGACCCCUCCUAGGCAAGAAGAAAUCCAAAACCACGGACAUCUUGCCCGUUCAGGAGUCCUCACCCGAACCGAAGAACCCUGAGGAAGAGGUGAAAGCAUUUGUGCCCAAGCAGCUCCCACUGGUGUGGGAAUUCUGGGGUAUCUUCCCGAUUUCCAUUAUUUACGCCGCGGCGCGAGGUUAUAUUCUGAUUGAGGCGUUCUAUGGGUUGAGAUCGGUACGUCCGUCCGCGUAUCAGGAGAUUGAGUGGCUUUCUGUUAUACCCCAUCUAUAA